AUGGUCCUGACGCUGCUCCUCUCAGCCUACAAGCUGUGCCGCUUCUUCGCCAUGUCGGGCCCACGGCCGGGCGCCGAGCGGCUAGCUGUGCCGGGGCCGGACGGGAGCGGCUGCGCUGGGCCGUGGUGGGCGGCGGGCGGCCGCGGGCCCCGCGAGGUGUCGCCAGGGGCGAGCACCGAGGUGCAGGGCGCCCUGGAGCGCGCGCUGCCCGAGCUGCAGCAGGCGCUGUCGGCUCUGAAGCAGGCAGGCGGCGUGCGGGCCGUGGGAGCCAGCCUAGCCGAGGUCUUCCAGCUGGUGGAGGAGGCCUGGCUGCUACCGGCCGUGGGCCGCGAGGUAGCCCAGGGUCUGUGCGACGCCAUCCGCCUGGACGGUGGUCUGGACCUGCUGCUGCGCCUGCUCCAGGCGCCGGAGCUGGAGACACGCGUGCAGGCUGCCCGCCUGCUGGAGCAGAUCCUGGUGGCAGAGAAUCGGGACCGAGUGGCGCGCAUCGGGCUGGGCGUGAUCCUGAACCUGGCAAAGGAGCGGGAGCCGGUGGAGCUGGCGCGGAGCGUGGCCGGCAUUUUGGAGCACAUGUUCAAGCACUCGGAGGAGACGUGCCAGCGGCUGGUGGCGGCCGGCGGCCUGGACGCGGUGCUGUACUGGUGCCGCCGCACGGACCCGCCGCUGCUCCGCCACUGCGCGCUGGCGCUGGCCAACUGCGCGCUGCACGGGGGCCAGGCGGCGCAGCGGCGCAUGGUGGAGAAGCGCGCCGCCGAGUGGCUCUUCCCGCUCGCCUUCUCCGAGGACCAGCUGCUCCGACUGCACGCCUGCCUUGCCGUGGCGGUGCUGGCCACCAACAAGGAGGUGGAGCGCGAGGUGGAGCGCUCGGGCACGCUGGCCCUCGUGGAGCCGCUAGUGGCCUCACUGGACCCCGGCCGCUUCGCCCGCUGCCUGGUGGACGCCAGUGACACCAGCCAGGGCCGCGGGCCUGACGACCUGCAGCGCCUCGUGCCGCUGCUUGACUCGUCGCGCUUGGAGGCGCAGUGCAUCGGGGCUUUCUAUCUCUGUGCCGAGGCUGCCAUCAAGAGUCUGCAGGGCAAGACCAAGGUAUUCAGCGACAUAGGUGCCAUCCAGAGCCUGAAACGCCUCGUCUCCUACUCCACGAAUGGUACCACGUCGGCGCUGGCGAAGCGCGCGCUGCGCCUGCUGGGCGAGGAGGUGCCGCGGCCCAUCCUGCCCAGCGUGGCCAGCUGGAAGGAAGCCGAGGUCCAGACAUGGCUGCAGCAGAUCGGCUUCUCCCAGUACUGCGAGAACUUCCGGGAGCAGCAGGUGGAUGGAGACCUGCUUCUUCGGCUCACGGAUGAGGAACUCCAGACCGACCUGGGCAUGAAGUCAGGCAUCACCCGCAAGAGAUUCUUUAGGGAGCUCACGGAGCUCAAGACCUUCGCCAGCUACGCUACAUGCGACCACAGCAACCUGGCUGACUGGCUGGGCAGCCUGGACCCGCGCUUCCGUCAAUACACCUAUGGCCUGGUCAGCUGCGGCCUGGACCGCUCCCUGCUGCACCGAGUGUCAGAGCAGCAGCUCCUGGAGGACUGCGGCAUCCGCCUGGGCGUGCACCGCGCCCGCAUCCUCACGGCCGCCAGAGAAAUGCUACACUCCCCGCUGCCCUGCACCAGCUGCAAACCCAGCGGGGACACUCCAGACGUCUUCAUCAGCUACCGCCGGAACUCAGGCUCCCAGCUUGCCAGCCUCCUGAAGGUGCACCUGCAGCUGCAUGGCUUCAGUGUCUUCAUUGAUGUGGAGAAGCUGGAAGCGGGCAAGUUCGAGGACAAGCUCAUCCAGAGUAUCAUGGGUGCCCGCAAUUUUGUGCUGGUUUUGUCAGCUGGGGCUCUGGACAAGUGCAUGCAGGACCACGACUGCAAGGACUGGGUGCACAAGGAGAUUGUGACUGCUUUGAACUGUGGCAAGAACAUCGUGCCCGUCAUUGAUGGAUUCCAGUGGCCAGAGCCCCAGGCCCUGCCUGAGGACAUGCGGGCUGUACUCACCUUCAAUGGCAUCAAGUGGUCCCACGAGUACCAGGAGGCCACCAUUGAGAAGAUCAUCCGCUUCCUGCAGGGCCGCUCCUCCCGCGACUCAUCUGCGGGCUCGGACACCAGUUUGGAGGGUGCUGGAACCCCUGGGCCCCGCUUAACCAGUCCCUAAUUCCCAAGCCCUGCCGUGACCCCCCAUUUCCAUCCCCCCACCCCCAAUGGAACAGCUCCUCAAACUGGCUUCCCUGGGCUGAGACAGCCUGGGAUCUUCUCAGGAAAUGGUUUUCUGCCUCUCCCAACCCUCACCGUCCACCUCAAACCCAGCUUCCUCAGUAUUUAGAAAGGGAAGGGAAGCCAGGCAUUGGGGAUGCUAAGACGUCCCCUAGGCCCUGCCCCCAGGUCCUGUCUCGGGCAUGGGUGGGUCACUGCUCAGCUCUGGAGACUCUGGAGAAUGAGGAGGGUAUGCUGCAUGCUAACCCCUCUCCUGCCCUGCCAGCAGCCAGCUUGAGAAGAGUGAAGGCAGGCAGCCUCGGGCAGGGCUCAGUGCAACGGCCAACCCUCCCCACCAAACAAGGGCUUGGGCCCAGGAGCCAGCUAGGGAUGAGAGGCUAGCCAUGGCUCUCCACCGAGACUGCGCCUGGCCCCUGGGCUCACCACUUCCUGCCAUACUGUGGCCUUGCCCUGUAACCAUUCAGGGCCCUUAGCUGGCCUGGUCUGCUCCCAGGUCCACACCCAGCCUUCCUGAUGUGCAGCCUCCUUUGCCACAUCUGGGGUCAGGGCGAGACUGAGCCGGCCCUCACUCUGGCUGGUCUGCGGCCACGGCCUGCACUCACCGGUGCAUGGGAGCCCCCUGCUUGAGCCUGAGCAGGGGAGGCUGCUUCUCAAAGAGCAGCUAGCCACCCUACCUAGCCUUGGUGCUGUGCGCCAGGCCUCUGCCCGGCAUGGCCCAGCUCCCUUCCUCAGCCCCUCACCCUUCCAAGGCU
Molecule: messenger RNA, 2995 nt
Organism: Kogia breviceps (pygmy sperm whale)
Lineage: Eukaryota; Metazoa; Chordata; Mammalia; Artiodactyla; Physeteridae
Gene: SARM1
Product: sterile alpha and TIR motif containing 1
Biological process (GO): response to axon injury; signal transduction; negative regulation of MyD88-independent toll-like receptor signaling pathway
Cellular component (GO): dendrite
Molecular function (GO): NAD+ nucleosidase activity; protein binding; signaling adaptor activity
Source: RefSeq, a predicted model, not a curated record